AUGGGCCGCGUCUAUAACAAGUCAAUGAUGGAUCAAAAUCCGGAUAUUGCUGGCAUCGGUCUCAUAGUGCCAUGCAGCAACGCACAGCUUGUCCAUAAUCUUGAUCGCCAGCCAGUUUCGCCAGGGAAAUUAUCAGUGAAAUCCUUGGUAUAUAAGCUGACAAUUGUACUACUAGCAACUAGCAUUCGACCAAUUAUAUUCUGGACUAGGCUAGAGUUUUUUGACCUU
Molecule: messenger RNA, 228 nt
Organism: Pyricularia oryzae 70-15
Lineage: Eukaryota; Fungi; Ascomycota; Sordariomycetes; Magnaporthales; Pyriculariaceae
Exons: 2
Source: RefSeq, a predicted model, not a curated record